AUGCAAGAAGCAUCAUCUUUAUUAUAUGAUACUGCUGCUGAUAAUUUAUAUCCAGCUUUAUUUCAAUGUUUUACAAUAAUAUUAUGUGGGUACAUAGCAGGCCGAGUAAAUAUAGUAUCUUCAACAGAAUCGAAAGGCAUUGCUACCUUUGUUGGAACAUUUGCUUUACCAUCAUUAAUAUUUCUCUCACUUGCAAGACUUGAUUUUACUACUGUAAACUGGACAUUUCUAUUAGCAAUUUUAUUUGCCAAAGGAGCUAUAUUCUUUGCUGUUAUAUUAGUUACAGUGUUGGUGUCAAAACCUAUACAUUUAGGACGAGCUGGUAUUUUUGCAAUUUUCUGUACACAAAGUAAUGAUUUUGCACUUGGCUAUCCCAUCAUUAAUGCUAUAUAUGAAAAGACUCAUCCAGAGUAUGCAUUGUAUUUGUACUUGAUGGCACCCAUAUCACUUGCAAUCUUAAACCCAAUUGCUUUUGUUUUGAUGGAAAUCAACAAGCAGAAAGAGAGUUGUCAAAAUGCUCAUGAUCCUACAGGAAACAGAAAACCUGAAAUAUCAAAACUAAAAUUGUUUAAACAAAUAGUGAAAGGCAUCCUGUUUAAUCCAGUACUUGUUAUGACAAUACUGGGUAUAAUUGGUAAUAUUGUAUUUAAACAUAAAAUAACAAUUUAUAUUGAGGGAUUGCUGGAGGUCUUUGGCCAAUCUUUCUCAGCAUCUGCUUUAUUUUUACUUGGAUUGAGGAUGGUGGGACAGAUACAUAGAUUGAGAGGCCCAGCAUUGGUACUACCCUGUGUUUUGAUAAUGGUUAAAUUGUUAGUUUUACCGAUGGUGAUGAGAGAAAGUGUGAGUGCUUUCCAAGCGGGCAAUAAUGAUAGCGAGACCUCCUCUUUAUCUACAUAUGCGUUUCUAUACGGAACCAUACCAACUGCACCUGCUGUGUUCGUGUUCUCUAAUUUAUAUCAAUUGGAAAUGGAUUUGAUGGCGUCCUCAAUGGUUAUAUGCACAUUUAUAUCGGCCCCGAUGAUGUUUUUGUCUGCUCAAGUUAUAUCAAUAAACAAAGAUUACGCCGACCAGUUAAAGAAAUUUGGCUUUGACCUUUCCAUUGUGGCUUUGGUAGCAGCUCUUUGGGUUCUAUUUGUGUUUAUUGUAACCAAGAAACAUAAACGAAUGCCUCAUAGGCUGACCCUGUGCUUGAUUGUCUCUCAGAUACUUCUGGCCGUGAGCGUGAUAUGGGGAGGACCUCUGCCCAAUAACAAAAUUUCGUGGUAUUACACGCUGCAAGAGGCUCUGCGCACGUUUAGUAUGUUCUCCUGCUUGCUCUGGACUUCGAUGUUGUCUGUUGGGCUACUUAUGUUAGAGAGUCGCGGCCCUUGCUUCGUGGUAACGCUGUGGCCAGUGUUGGGUUUCGUAGCGUGGGGAGCGCCUGGGGUGAUGACGGCUAUUCUGCUGGCUACUAAAGGUGCCGCGGGCGACCUAGACGGCAGAGCCACGGAUGCCAUCAGGCUGUGCCUUCUAGUAUUUUGUUUGACUGUGACGUCGGGCUGCCUCAUUGUGUACGUCCGGUUUCGUAGACGUAGCGCUCAAUUCGCUACUCUGUCCGCUGAAGUAUCGGGAUCGCCCCCGGAUGAAUCGACUAGUCUCAUUGAAAACAUCGAGCCUGUAUCAAACACCCAGUCUAUAUCAAACAAUGGAUGUUAUGGAACUAUAACAGCUACCCCGUCGCCGAAUAGAAAUAUAAACUCAGGCUGUUGUUCUGACGAUCCGAACUGUCAGAACGGCUUAAUACACAGUCAAGACAUCGAAGAUAUCGGAAACGGCAGUACUCCACCUAAGGACUGCGCUUGCCCUUCAUCAUUGCCGCGUUGCGAUGCCCCCAACGGUACAUGCGUUUACCUGAACGAGUUGGAGAGGGCCGCGAGUCAGCUGGGCCUCCUGCCACCGGAGCAAACUCGCGGGCGUGGCGGACAAUUGCUUAAACACACAGUACUCAUCAUUGCAUACAGUCUCAGCAUGUUUAUUGGUAUCGCAUACACCACCUGGCGGAUGAUGUUAAGGGAUGAGAGUGGAGUCUUCAUAGAAAUAGAAUUCCUAGACAUUGCCGCUAAUUACGGACAGGCGCUUGUUAUGUUCAUUCUGUUUGGACUCGACCCUGAAGAGAUCCUUAUACCUACUGUCAGAUAUUUCAAGAGGAAGUGGUACGGUGACUCCGAAGUGGUAGUGUUGCCAGCAAUCGAAGAUCUCAGUUUUGAAACGAAACAUGUGUGUGACCAGUUUAUAACUCAUCAUCUCGAACGUUGCAGAGAAGCUAUUGCCAAAGAUACAAGAUGGCGUAUGCGUACGUACCGCGGCGUUUUCCGCGGCUCCUGUCUCGUCCGUUGGCUAGUGAAUUGUGGCCUCGCUAAAGACGACCACGAGGCGAUACAGUACGCUAGACAUCUGCUCGACGGCCGGCUAAUAGCCCACGUCAACAGAGCACAUCACUUCACCAACUCGCCGAUGCUAUACACAUUCAUAUAG
Messenger RNA from Diatraea saccharalis (sugarcane borer), 2514 nucleotides. NCBI's taxonomy places the organism in Eukaryota, Metazoa, Arthropoda, Insecta, Lepidoptera, Crambidae. The record is from the annotation of a GenBank genome assembly.